GCAGUUCACACCCUUGUUCAAGGCUCAAUUGUACCACUCUUGUAUUGGUGGUAUCUGAGAAUGGGAAAAUGGUGUUUAUUUCAUCUUUCUCAUUUCUAUAUUUUCCAAUUUUUUUAAAAUGAGAAUUUAUACUGGAAGACGUGCUUAAGUAAAACAAAGUGAUAAAGCAUAUAAGCCAGAGCAGGGCUGGAUUCACAGGUGUGAUCCUCUAUAGUUAACCAGGGGCCUGUAGUCAGAAGGGUCUCAUAACUUGGUUUAAUGCAUUGCUGUUGCUAUCUUGAAAUUCUUGAUAAUGUUUUGACAAGGGGCCCCGUAUUUUCAUUUUGCACUUGGGCACCAGUCCUACAAAGUGAGUCUUGACCCAGAAGCAAUUACAUGCUGAUCUGUUGGCCACUCUGUCAAAGGCUACAGGACCUACUCCAGUUUCCCCACCUCCCAUCCAAAGGCAUCUAGCUUCCAAAUUGGAGGUAUGGCCAAAAGGCUGCAGGAAAGGCAGGUGUCCUGGGAAGAGCCCUGGGGAAGGAGUUUGCAGGCCUGAUUUUCCUCCAGCACUAGCCAGCUGUAUGAUCAGCUUUCUGGGACUCCUUCGUUCCAGCUCUACUGCCAUUGGAAUCACAUCUGUGGGCAGUAGGGUAGCCUAUAGGAUUAGAAUCAACCAGCAACUAUUGAUUUAGUGCCCAUUCUGGGAUGCAGGUGCUCUGAGAUUCACUCCAAACCACGAUGUGGUUCCAGUCCCCCCCGCUGGAUUUGCCAGUCAUUUUUCAGGGUAUUCUUCCUUGCAUUCCAGACUGACAAAUCUGAAACUCAAUCCUCUGGACUGAUUGGAACAUCUUUCAGUGCUGUAUCAAAAAUCCCACACAAAGGAAGCACGUUUUCCAAGAUGCUGGGCCCUUGUGCGACGUGUGCAGAUAACAAUCCCUACCAUUCAUUGAACGUGUACCUAGUGCCAGGCAGGCUCUGUGCUAGGUAGGUUCUUUAUUAAUAGGUUGAGUACUCAUCUCUGUUUUUCAAAUAAGGAACGGAGGUUUAGAGAGGUUGAGAAACUUGAAGAGGCAAAGGGGUCUGGCUCCAAAAGCGCACGCUCUUGACGGUUCCACUAGACCGACACCAGUAACAGAUCCACUGUCGCAGCCUCCUCGGACCAGAAGAAGGCAUGGGUCCAAUUUUCUCAAUCCCAAGGUCAGAUGGCGGGAAGGGUGGAGGACGCGAGGGACAGACGUGAACAGGGUAUUUUAAGGAGAUGGGAACAGCUGUGGUCCAAGGGUUUGUCCUGCACCCCAAACAACACAGGAGCAGCCCCGCCAGCCCAUUUCCUCCUCACACAGCGGCGCCGCGAGAACCGGGAGGGGCGGCUGCCGCCUUCGGGAGCAAGGAACACGCCGCACCCACCUCCGGGCGGGCGCGCAUUUCGGGAGGCCCCGCCCCUACCGGGCGGCCCAUGUUCCUCGCAAGUCCGGGGCGCACUGUUCCCGCGGCUCCCCGCCUCUCGGCCGGGGCGCGCUGGGCGGAGCCGGAACCCGGGGGGCGCCGAGUGGCUAGGGCCCGGCAGUGGCUUGGGCGGCGGCGGCAGCAGGUGGAGCGUGCUCCGCGGUGCGCAGCUCUUGCCCGAAAGCCGCCGCCGCAGCCGCGCGGACCGCCCGGUCCAGCCCCACUUCCCUGGGAACUUGGGUUUCCAGGCGGCGGGCCAGGCCCUGGCGCGCCGCGGAUCGCGGGCAGCCCUGGGAGCCGCUCUGGGGCGCAGGGCGGCGGGGACCCAGCUCCUCCCGGUUACCUGAAGGCGUGCUCUGUGGGAAGGAGCCGCUGCUGGCCGCGGGCGCCGAAGGAUCCCGAGGGCGCACCCGCCCCGCAGCGUCCAGAGCAGAGGGCGCGUCCCUGGAUUCUGGGCACGGAGCGUCCCACGCGAUCUUCGAGGAGUCCUCGCAGCCUCGCCGCCUUGGUCUCCAGGGCUCGCUGCUGGCACCAAUCUGCGGAGUUCUCUACUGCUCUUUUCUUCGAUUUGGAGACGCGCCCGCCAACGCCGCUCCACGCACCUCUCCCGGUCUGCGCCGGCGGACUGGCGCCCGGGUCGCCGGAGCCUCCUGGAGCCCUGGCGCCGGUCGCAGACCGUCGAACUUCUCGUCCGGCGUGCUCCUCCCAGCCUCCCCGGUCACCUUCUGCGGAGCGCUUUCCCCGCGGGGCACCGGCCGGCUAUGGCCUUCACGUUCGCCGCUUUCUGCUACAUGCUCUCCCUUGUGCUGUGCGCUGCACUCAUCUUCUUCGCCAUCUGGCACCCAGUCCCCUUGACAGGGAGGACCCUGACGCGAAUCCCUUCAGGCGCUCCUGGAGAGCUCUGGAACAGUCCCCAGGCAAGGACCCAGCCGGACCAGAAGAAAAUUCCAGAGCGGCAGGUGCCAGAGAGCUCCAUCAAACUGUCAGGCUUGGGUUCCCUGAAUUAGCCCCAGAAGCAGAGCAGAUAAUUGCCUUUGAUGAAUUAAGGACGGAUUUCAAGAGCCCCAUAGACGAGUGCAACCCUGUACAUGCGAGGGAACGGCUGAGGAACAUUGAACGCAUCUGCUUCCUUCUGCGAAAGCUGGUGCUGCCUGAAUACUCCAUCCACAGCCUCUUCUGCACCAUGUUCCUGUGUGCUCAGGAGUGGCUCACCCUCGGGCUGAAUGUCCCUCUACUCUUCUAUCACUUCUGGAGGUAUUUCCACUGUCCCGCAGAUAGUUCCGAACUGGCCUACGACCCACCCGUGGUGAUGAAUGCGGACACCCUGAGUUACUGUCAGAAGGAGGCCUGGUGCAAGCUGGCCUUCUACCUCCUCUCCUUCUUCUAUUACCUUUACUGCAUGAUCUACACUUUAGUGAGUUCUUAACUUGAAGACCACUGGGACAGACGGAAGAGGCCUGAGGCACAGAAGCCCCCUCCUGCUGGUGAUGGAGCGGGGCCGGAGCGGGGCUGUGUGUGAAAGACCAGCAGACAGUGUGCACUGGGACCUGGAAUCAAGCAGCAGCCAUGGCUGGUUACCUCAGUGCACAUGUGGUGGCCCCAGACAUCACAGCCCUGCAUUCCCAUUCCAGGGGUGGGAGGGAGUGGGUGAUAAACACUGAACCUCUCCUGAGUGAGAGUUGCUCCUUCCUGAGUCCACUUCAUCUGCUGGCUCCCUGCAAGUUCACGCUGAGUUCCUGGACUGCAGAAUGGAGCCUGGAAGCCGGUAGGUGCCUGGGAAAGAAUGGAAUGACCCAGAAUCCAGGCUGAGUCUGUGGCGCCUUUCAAGGCCUCAAGGAUGUUGUGGGCUACCCAGGACUCCUGUGUUUCUGCCCAGCUGGCCACGCUCUUCACCUCCACGGGUGGGGCUGGGAGGUGGGCCUCCCCCUGCACUCUGCUUGGCGAGAGCCCUGCUGGGGGACAGCCUGAGCAGAAUGUUGGUGAUGAGUUAUAUCCAAAGGCAUGGGGUGAGAGUGAGCUGGAGAAGGGGCAAUCUUAGAGAAAAAAACAUGUUUUGAAACAUUAACAUGUUCAAAGUGUUGUCUAGAACCACAAACUGUGUUCUAUUGACAUCCAAAACCAUCCCAGAGUCACUGAAUGCAAAUCACCUGGUCACUAGUUAAAGCUACCUUCUUAUUAUAAGGAUCCCCAAACAGUCUGAGUCCCGAAAAUGCUGAAGUGGCUGCUCUGUGCUGUGUGCUUCUGGCAGUCAAGAAGUGAGACAACAUAAUUAUAGCUUCAUUUUAUGAUGCUGCAUCAUUUGUGCUGUUUGGUUCAACGCGAGGACAUUAGCUUAUUUAGAAUAUUCCAUUUGACACUUUCUCCUUUUGGGUAGGAGUUGUGCCAGGGGGUUGUAAAUAAUGACAAGGCUGAGAUUUUUAUGUUUAAAUUGGGCACGAUGCUUUUCAUCUUAUUCUCUAAACUUCCCUUCUUUUCUUCUGUUUGCUAUACACAGGCUAUUUAUACAUGUGCCCAGCUCCCCCCUGAAACCCGUGACUCAGGUUUAUGAAUGGUGUUUGUAUGAUGUGUCGUUUACCAUGUUUAAAGCACAGUGAUGACUUCAGUGUCUCACCUACCUGGUUUAAACACCUUCUAAACCCCUUCUAAAAAUUCUACAGAAGACAAAAUGCAGGCUUCUGCUGUGAGGCUGAACACACAAAGUCAGAGGAUUUGGGGAGAUAUUUUUGGGAGCAGGCUUUCCCUCGGCCACCAUCUGGCUGGGUGGUUGGGUGGGGAGUUGCCUUUAGGGCUGGUUGGCCUUGUCUCUGACUCUGAGGUUCUGAGAAGACCAGCCACCUUCAUCCACAGACACGAGCCCCAGGUUCCAGGCUGCAGAUAGCAGAUCUAACCCCACCAAAAUCUUACAAAUGCAGUGGAAUGAGGGGUAAAUGGUCCAUGUUGAUUCUCACCUUGGGACUGUUUUGUUUUUGUACUUUGCUUCCUUCCAAAAAGAUUUGAAGUGGCUUAUCAUAGCAGGCACAGUUACACAAAGGCUGUUAAAAUGGAAAUAAGAAAUUCAGACUUACAAAGGAGGAAGUCACAGGGACCCCAGCAUCCUGAGGUGCUCUGUGUAUUACUGUGAUGAGCCUGUCAGCAGUAAAUGAAAGCAAUCCACAUUCCCAUAGUGCUUUCCAUUUCACAGACCCAUUCACAUCUUCUCAUGUGUCCCUCCUCGCAAUCCUAUGAAAUGGAUACUAUCCUUUUCCCCCAGUCUGUAAGUGAGUACACUGAAUAUAGAGAGGUUAUGACUUCUGAUAGCUGCGUACAGUCACAGACCUGCAUUUGAGCCUAGGUCAUCUGACUUCAAAAAUCCUGUGCCCUGUCACACCUGAAAGCUGGCAGAGUAGCUCAGGGUCCUCUGAGGGUUUGAUUAGCAUUAACUUUUUGAAAAAAGGAGAUUCUAA
Messenger RNA from Manis javanica (Malayan pangolin), 4871 nucleotides. It is a transcript of the gene CNIH3, whose product is annotated as cornichon family AMPA receptor auxiliary protein 3. Lineage: Eukaryota; Metazoa; Chordata; Mammalia; Pholidota; Manidae. The record is from RefSeq and is a predicted model, not a curated record. Gene Ontology annotation, biological process: vesicle-mediated transport.